Molecule: messenger RNA, 354 nt
Organism: Porites evermanni
Lineage: Eukaryota; Metazoa; Cnidaria; Anthozoa; Scleractinia; Poritidae
Source: the annotation of a GenBank genome assembly
AUGGAAAUCCUGACAGGGACCUCAGGCAUCAUCACAAGUCCUUCUUACCCAGGAAAUUAUGGUAAUAACCACAAUUGCACAUGGAAAAUCAUGGCAAGUACAGGAAAUCGCGUCAAGUUGGUCAUUCAAGACAUGGACAUAGAAAGUGGGACUAACUGUCCCUACGACUAUAUACAAAUUCAAAAUGCUGUCAUAUAUGGCAGUGGUGUGCUCCCUGGGCGUUUAUGUGGUUCACUCACCAACAAUUCGACUUUUUCUUCUUACCACGAAACCUUGAUCGUAUGUUUUGUUACUGAUGGUUCUCUAACCGCCCGUGGAUUUAAAGCAAGAUACACUGUUAUUCCUGGUAAGUAG